UGAGUAGCAAUUACAAUUGUUCGUUUAGUCAUUUUAAAAGAUCGGAAAAAUUUCGUGUUGAAAAAUGUUUGCUAUAAUUUUUACUUUUGCACUUAUAAUGGCGUAUACAGUCGCAGAAAUGCCCUCUUAUAUUCACGUAUGUGGUCGCAAAGAUCCGAAUCUCGAUAAAUGCAUCGUAAACAGCAUUUAUGACUUGAAGGAGCCAAUCUGUAAAGGAAUACCGGAAUUGAAUAGUCCACCACUUGUGCCAUUUUCUGUUGAAAAAAUAACUAUUUCUGACACCAAUAAUGCUAAAUUAUAUCUUAAAGAUACACAAAUAACGGGACUUUGCGAUUUUAUUAUAAAUUCUUUCCACAUAGAUAUUGAUAAACUCCAUUUCAAUAUGGAAUUGUUAUUCAAGCACGUUAAUUUAAACGGUACCUAUGAUUUUGAUAUAAAAGUACUGGUACCUUUUGUUCAUAAAGGACCAGUUUAUCUUACUGCAGAUGACGUAGGAGCAAAAGUAGAAGUAGAUAUGAAACUAGUAACCAAAAAUGAUAAAAGAUACAUGUAUCUAUCAAAAAUAAACUUAAAACUUAACUUUAAAAAGUUGGGCUACGUAUUUGACCUAAACGAAAAUGAAUCAGCUCAAUUAAACGAAAUUAUUAGCAAUUUCUUUGGCAGCAAUGAAGAAGAAUUUAUCAAUAAGGUUAAACCAUCAAUUGAAGCAGAAGUCUCUAAACAAAUACUACAUCUUGCAAACAAUAUUGUUAAACAGUUUACUUUCGAUGAACUCUUCCCUGAUCGAGAAUAA
Molecule: messenger RNA, 793 nt
Organism: Cyphomyrmex costatus
Lineage: Eukaryota; Metazoa; Arthropoda; Insecta; Hymenoptera; Formicidae
Exons: 3
Coding region: 65-793 (242 amino acids)
Biological process (GO): multicellular organismal reproductive process
Source: RefSeq, a predicted model, not a curated record